CUAGUUUCCACUUGUUUCUUUUUGGUCGUGGAACAAGCGUUCAGACGAAAGUCACAGUUGACGGCUACCACGACACAGCGACAGCCGUAUCCAGCAGAAUCAAAUCAAGUCAUGCUGCACACAAGGACCACAGCCCCGCUUCCUGCCGUAGGGCCAGGGGCAACUGCAAUGCCGGCGCCAAUUUCGUCCACCCCGCCUCCCGCUGCUUCAAGCACGACCAGCCCGUUGAAUUUGGAGAAAUUACGGAACCAAUUGCAGAACCUAUUGCAGGACGAUUUGAUGCUCGAAUUUCUUUGCGAGCAGGCCUUCGAAAACUUGCUGUCGUCCCAGCACCACACGGACCAGCAGGAUUUCCUGACGCUACCGCAAAUCGCUCCACUGAUCGAAAACUUGCUGAAGGCCCAAGGCAAGGAAGCGAGCUACCGGCAGGUGUACGAGAUUUGGACCUCCAGUUUACAACUGGAUGCCGGAGCUUCUUCUACUACUUCCUCGGGAGCUUCUGGAGGUCAGAAACAACCCCUACAAAACACGCAUUCCAUGCGCUUUCCCUGCUUUUUCCAGUUCGUCGUGAAGACCCUGAAGCAGCUGGAGCAGGAAAUCAUUUUGGAGUGUGAAAGUCGGAAAUCCCGGCUCCUCUCUGGUGCAGAUGUUGGGGAAAUGAGAAUGGACAACUACGUAGACGAAGCUGAAGAUUUCCCGGUCGAGAACGUCAACAAGUCCUCCGAUCACGACGAUGUGGAGAUGCUACAGGAAGGUCUCGUCUCUGAAGAACCGAUCCGCCACAGUAGGAAAAUUACCGGGAACAACAUGCGGUCGGCCACCACGACGACCAGAAAUAAUGGUGCAUCAAAUCAUGCUGUCAACAAGAACAAUAAUUUCGACUUGGAAUCGCUCACUUCCGAAAUCAGCUUACGCGUUUCGGCUUCUCGCUUGGAGCGACACAAGGCGCAGCAACAGAAGCUGAAGAUGGCCCACCUGGCGCAGCCGAAGAGUGCGAAGCUGAAGUCGAGCUACGUUCUUGGGGGUGGAGCCGGAGAUGUGAUGGAAACCGGAAGUUUUGCGAAAGGAAGAGACUCAAAUUUUUCGUUGCGCAACAACAAAGCAACACGCGAGCGGAGUUACAGCCGCGAGCGGUCCUCGCUUGCGACAGUGCAGAUGAACAGUAAAGCGGCCACACCAGCCGCCGAGCAGCUCGAGGAGAGUCCUCGAGGAGGGAAUAAGCCGCGACACUCUGCCACCUUCACGGGCGCCACGACUUCGCCGGGAGGUUCCUCCGGUGCGCACUUGCUGAAGAGCGGAGGCACGCCAGGGAGCAGAAGAGGCAGCAACACGCGUCCUAGUGCUGCUUCGUCGUCGAUUAGAGUGCCGAGAAGUAGAGGAAAUAGCGGUGAGAAUUUCAACGUGCAUGAAAUUGACAAAACAGGAGCUGCACACCACCGGCUGUCGUCGACAAAUCAUCAGCGGCAAACGCCGUCAUUCGACAGCUCUACUGGUGGUGGCGAACAUCAAGGGGGGAAGACUAAUAUGGACCAGGGUUCUUGUAUUCCCGCAAAACAUUCGUACGCCGACGACGGGAGCCAGCUGGUGGCAACUGUGGACCGCGUGGAUGAGCUGUUGGCGCCGGCGGAUAAGGCACACGGGAACAAGACCAGCGGCACUGCUGGACAGGAGACAAGUGCCACGCUCGGACAGGCACACGAAGUGCAGCCGGAUAUGCACGGAGAAGAGCCGCACCUUCCACCCCCGCCCCCGCCCGAGCCACCGGUCGCGACGAUUUUGGGCGGACGGGUGGAGAUCAGGCACGCACUGGGCACGGAGGAGUUUCAGCGAUGCUUGCAGGAAACUAAGAGCUGUUUGGUCAGCGCAGAAGGUGCCGGACUACUACUGGAUCCAGCAUCACCGCCACACGCGACUGUUUUUGCUUCGGAGGCCGAGGUUCAAGCGCUGUUGUCGAAACUCAAGGAAAAGGCAGCGGCGUUGCAGGAUCUCCAAAAGUCCUCUCUCGAUGAAGCUGCAGAAGGUCGUGUUUGUGCUUGGUACAGUUUCUGCGACCCGGACAUCGACGUCGUGGAGAGUAUCAACGGCGCCGGGCUCGUGAAUGCCAGCAACUCCGGUGCGGUGAAUGCGGUGCGGUGGCGGCGAGCGGACUUCGGGGUCGGGGAGAAGGGUGUGGAAGAACUGAAAGGUGGUGACAGCCAGGAGCAGAUGCUUGCCGUGGCUGCGAGCACCACGACAACCACUGCCACUACCCGCAUCAACCCGAGCAAGAUGAUCGGCGACAGCUGGCUGACCGGGGCCAUGGGCUUGGCAAUGCUUGCAGGAGAAAAAGGCUCUACGCCCUCGUCUGCCCCCUCGACAGCUUCGAAAUCCGCCUUGUCGCAGAAGAAGAGCGCGACCAGUGCCACACCUUUUCAAUACGCUUUUGUGAAAAUAAUCCUGAGCCAGAACGUAAAGUCAAAAGAAGCAACGACACGACAUGGAUCACAUGGAAAUUCUCCUCCUUUGUGUCUUUCUACAAAAGAUCCGUGUCAACAUGUGUAUAUCGUGUUUCCAGUGCAUUUCUUGUAUUGUUUUGGCUCUAACGUUGGCAGCUCAGGAGUUAUUUUGCAUUUGUACAUCCAGCUUCACUUGUCCGAUUUUUCGCUUGGUGUCUUUACUUUCAAGUUCUUCAAAGACGGAUGUGAGAAAUUUGUGAUCGUCGAUCAGUUCUGCCCGUGGUACGGUAUCAAGUGCAAAAAUGUCUGGGUCUGGAAGGAUGUAACUUGUGAUGCGCAUUUCAGAACACACAAAAAUCUCUCAUGCAUAGGUAGCAAAAGCUGCUCACUUUCUGUCACCAAAGUGGGGGAUUUGUCAUGCGGGUUCGGCAUUGCGAAAGCUUCUCGAAACCUGUGAUGCUAGAGCUUCCAUGCCAGACCUUCUGCGUCAUGCAGAAACAGCAUGACUCUUCCAGACCCAGACACUUUUGCACUCGAUAUGCGGAAAGGCAGCAGAACCGAGCCCCGCUUCGAACGGCGAAUGGUGGGCACCCUGGGGGGCCAGCUGCAAGGCGAGCGAGCACGAGACAGGUGCACGUUUGUUGAUGUGGUGUUCGCGUUGGUAGCCGCUGCUGCUGCUGCUUGCAGAAAAGAUAUUAGCGCAUCAGCAAGCAGAAUCACCUAAAGUAAAAGAUGUCAUCCCGAAAAUUCUCACCAGGUGGUCCGGCAUCGGCGAACCCUACCACCUCCUUGAUAAUGCUUUGGGAAAAAGCCUACGCGAAGCUCUUCGGGCGCUCCUAUGCGCGGCUCUCCUCCGGUUUUCCCGACGAGGCACUCACGGAUUUCACCGGAUUCCCCGUCCAGAAGCACACGCUGACGAAGCUGACUCCGGCAAGCUGUUGGAACGAAUUUUCGCAGUACACGACCGCACCCAACGAGGACAGUGACCACUUCCCCUUCACUGUUGGCUGUUUGAAGGCGGAAAGCACGGCGGCAGCAGCGACCACCGUGUCUCAGAAGAAGCUCAACUCACUUCUGCAGUCGACCGACCACAGCGGUUCCUCGGCCGCCGGGGGUGCAUCUUCCUCCGCGUCAACCAACGCGCGCUUCAUCCACGUCGAUGGCGAACGGUUUGGGUUGAACAAAACUGCUGGAACGGUUUUGUACAAUACAGGGUUUGUGCGGAACCAAAUGUAUGCGGUGAAGGAGUUUUUUGUCACCGAGCAAAGUAGCAGCUCGAACAGUCGGCAGGAACAGAAGAAAUUUGUGCGGAUCCAAAACCUGUGCGCGGACAGCAUUUUCGAGAACGCCUCGCCGGCCUGGAGAGUCGCAAAGUAUUCCCAGGUGAAGACGAUGCACAGCACGAGCAAUGGUCGGGGCGGGCGGACCGUCAAAGCCGGUCGAGCGGGGGACCAGACGGGCGAAGAUUGGAACGAGACGCUCGUGAUGCCCUUCGAAGUCUGGCACCAACUGUUUUCGACGGCGUUUCUGUUGCUGAAUCGGGAACUGAAAUUUUUCAGGAGCCUCCCUAUGAAAUUGACAGAAAAGUUACUGGAUAGCGGGCGGGGUAUCACUUGCCUCUCAUGUGUACAGUCACCGGAAGCACGGAGUUUCGACUUUGUACGUUUCAUGCAAUCUGCGAGAUGCUUGAGCUUGUUGAGUUGUGUUCGUUUGUCAACAGAAUGAACAUGGGAAGUGAGUAAAGUAUGCCGCGCCUGCCUCUUUCUGUACGAUACUGCACAGCGAAUGGACAAAGGAAAACUGUGGCGGUAAGUACGUGGCAUUUAUUUCACCGGUUUCGGGUUACUUUUCACGCGACCUACAUGAUUGCAAUUUCAAAUGAGAUGCGCAUGGCAAUCAAUCAAAAAGGGACUAAAACAGGCACCCCGAUUCCCGUCAAGAGACCCAUUUAUGGAACGACGGAAACCUGGGCGAAGAGUAUCCCCGACGGAAUUUAUCGCUCUACUACCGUUUAUUUUGUAUCGCCGUUAUUGCAUUAGUUUUUGGAAAUGGCCAGGCACGGUGAGAUCAUCAUAAUGAGCGACGCGAGGAGAUUUUGCAUGCCAACAUGCAAAUCGAAAUCUCAUGCUGGUUUUACGUCCUUGCGCUCGCCAUGCCCACAACGCGCAUAAGAUACAAAAGCAAGCCAGUGCAGGUUUUUUUUUCCCUGUCACACCUCACCCCCAGUAUGCAAUCACGACCGGGACCGCGACACCUACUUCUGUCGCCUACGGUGAAGGACAGCAGGCAGCCGCGCCAUGCUUGGAUCUUCUCGUUUUGCUUCAACAGGAAGAUCCCCGACUCUCUCCCGACGCAAAGUUUCCGUUUCCCGACGAGCUGGAAGAAAUUUUCCUGUGCGUGAUGAAGCAGCAAGACGGGGAGGGAAGUGGUACUCUAUUCGUAUUUUUCUGUUCCGAUAAACAAGGUCAUGGUGCAAGAAAGCUGGCGCAUUAAGAAGUCAGGUCCAUGAAAAAUAACGAAAACGAAACGAGCCGUAGGCUUGCAAGGUUUCUGAAAUGGUGAUCCUUGAGUGCGGAAAAGUGUGAAUCAUCAUACAAAUAAAAAAAUCGCUCAUCAGGCCGCCUCACCAUCUUCGACAAGCAGUACGCUCGGAAGGUUCUGAGCCAAGUCAAUUUGUUCAUCCCCAUCCGUAACUCUUAGUUUAGUCCUGCUCCUGCCGCACAGGUUCACCCACCAUAUGCAGUAAAUAUGUCUGCACCUCCGACGAGGA
Amoebophrya sp. A120 is the source of this 5205-nucleotide messenger RNA. NCBI's taxonomy places the organism in Eukaryota, Dinophyceae, Syndiniales, Amoebophryaceae. The record is from the annotation of a GenBank genome assembly.